UUUCCUAGCCCAUCUCCCCAUACCUACGCGUCCUACCAGAAUAGCGCUUAUACCGCCUUACGGAGCAAUCAGGUGGCACCAACUCCAAGAGGAGAAGAUCUCGACAGCAUCAUUUCAAGCCCAAUAUGCCAUCGAGGAGGUGCCGAUGUACUCUUAGCACUCUACACCGGGCUAUUAUUUUCAAAUGAUAAUAAUGUGACACCACAAAGGUCAGCCUUUACCUUCAAGGGCAUUUUACAAGGCUGAGGAUGAGUUUCACGCUCCCCAAAAGCGAAUCGACGACUUCCUUACUGAGAUCCUCCGCACCGGCCAGAAGCGACCAUCCCGGAGCCCGGCGGGUACACCAUCAGCGCUCCGCGGCGGCAGCGGCAUCUGGAGCGGAGACGGCGGAUUGCGAUGCGAGCUCCCGGAGACCCCUUUGUCACCCCUCACUGGUCGGUACCCGAAAUAGCUCAGAGAAGAGCCACCCACAACACUCCCACUCCCAUGGACACGCUCUUUCCACGGCUCACAGUCAGGAGGACCUGUCGGAGCUUCCAGAUGGAACAGAGCGCAAGACAGCCAGACGACACCACCACCAUCAUCAUCACCAUCAUCACCACCACAACCGCCACCAUCACCGCCACCGGGCCACCCGGGACGACCUGCCUCAAGAGCCCCGACCCAAGCACUCUCACGUCGCACGCAUGCCCACCAGAACUCAGUCUUUCUCCGAGUCCAGGGACGAAACGGCUCUGUUUUUUGAGUCACCUCAACUGGCUCGACCGGGGUCUUCUUUAUCGAGCAGAGAGGCGUGUCCAGCCUCCACCGCCUCAUCCUCGCCAGUCCCCGCUUCCUCCAGCCGCUCCUCCCGCAGAUCGAGGAGGUCCAGCGCAGCAUCUUCUGAAGCGGACUUCAACCUGCGGCCAUUCCUCAGCUCGGUGUUCGGACAGAAUCGAGAGUUGAGACCUGAAGAGAUUGAUGAGUUACGAGAAGCGUUUAAGGAGUUUGAUAAAGAUAAAGAUGGCUUUAUCAGCUGUAAAGACCUGGGGAACUGCAUGAGAACUAUGGGCUACAUGCCCACCGAGAUGGAACUAAUAGAACUGAGCCAACAAAUCAACAUGAACUUAGGUGGCCAUGUGGAUUUCGAGGACUUUGUAGGGUUGAUGGGACCUAAACUCCUAGCAGAGACAGCAGACAUGAUCGGCAUUAAAGAGCUGAGAAACGCUUUCAAAGAGUUUGACACAAAUGGAGAUGGUGAAAUAAGCACAGGAGAGCUAAGGGAAGCUAUGAGGAAGCUGUUGGGACAACAGGUUGGUCAUCGAGACCUAGAGGACAUACUGAGAGACAUCGACUUAAAUGGAGACGGCCACGUAGAUUUUGAAGAGUUUGUGCGAAUGGUGUCCCGCUGAGAGGGCAGCGUUCAUAUGGUUUCUCCAACAGAAGAAAGUGAGAUGCUGUACUGCUUCCUGCUGGUCAAAGCGGACAGACUAUUAGACUACUGCAAGAAAAGCCUUGCUGAGCCAGUGCAUGGUAUAAAAACUGAAAACUGGACUUUUUGGAGAAAAAAAAAACAAAACAAAACUCAUGCACACACACAAACAAAAAAGUAUACACUUAUACUGUAGCCAAGAGUCUCUGCACUUUCAACCAUGCAAGACCAAACAAUAUAUGUUUUUUACAUGCACAUUUGAAGGAGAGUACCAUGCUUGAUUAUGGCAAUAUUACAUUAAGUGUUGUCCCCGUUGACCCGUAUAUAUGUGUCUCUUUGUAAUAAGGUAGGUGAAGAAAAUGAUGUCUGAAAGUUUUUCUUUUGUUUGCAGUAAUGUAACAGCAUAAAUGCAUUGACUUCCAGAUGAUAUGUUAUAUAAGUCAAGCUCAGCUACCUAACUCCAUUCGUUUGUCUUUGUCAAACAAUUUGCCUGUUUCUGUUCUUAAUUCACAGUGCAUGCCUUUAAAACAAAUAUAAACCUCUGUGCAAGACUGAACUAAAACAGAACCAAAUUUUGUUGGUGGGUUAACUUUAGCCUCUAUAGUUUUAAAGAGUGGUUUCUAACUUUAGAAAUGUUUGAUUCACUAUUUUUAGUUAUCGUAACAUACUUGUCAGGAAACUAAUUUCAAGAGCACAGAGUUUCACUCUGCACAGGCUUAUUUGAAUCCAUGCACAAUACCCAGAUAUUAUAAAAAUUCAAAACCUGAUCACUAUAAGCUUAAGAAACAGAUGUAUUUAUUUGAAUUGAUUCUCUUCAUGUGUGUUUGUGUGACCAGUGUCAGAGACAUCUGUAGUCUUAAUUGUUAUCUGACCAGAUUCUUGCAUGCCAAAAGACCUUCAUUUGUAAUAUAGUGGUUUUAAUACAUUGUAACAAAAUAAGCAAAUAAAACAGUGUCUAAUAACAUAUAUUUUUCA
Molecule: messenger RNA, 2386 nt
Organism: Cyprinus carpio (common carp)
Lineage: Eukaryota; Metazoa; Chordata; Actinopteri; Cypriniformes; Cyprinidae
Product: calcium-binding protein 1-like
Molecular function (GO): calcium ion binding
Source: RefSeq, a predicted model, not a curated record